Zingiber officinale is the source of this 616-nucleotide messenger RNA. RefSeq names its product 60S ribosomal protein L31-like. Gene Ontology annotation, cellular component: cytosolic large ribosomal subunit; ribosome. NCBI's taxonomy places the organism in Eukaryota, Viridiplantae, Streptophyta, Magnoliopsida, Zingiberales, Zingiberaceae. Gene Ontology annotation, biological process: cytoplasmic translation. The transcript is spliced from 2 exons. The record is from RefSeq and is a predicted model, not a curated record. Gene Ontology annotation, molecular function: structural constituent of ribosome. Bases 73 to 441 code for a protein of 122 amino acids.
CGGCUUCUAGGGUUGUAUCGAUCGAUUUACGAGGAAGGAGAAAGCGGCUGCGGCGGUUUCGGCUUGGCGACGAUGGUGGUGGAGAAGGGAAGCAAAGGGAGGAAGGAGGAGGUGGUGACGAGGGAGUACACCAUUAACCUCCACAAGCGCCUUCAUGGAUGCACAUUCAAGAAGAAGGCCCCCAAGGCCAUCAAGGAGAUCAGGAAGUUUGCUCAGAAAGCUAUGGGGACGACCGAUGUGAGGGUGGAUGUGAAGUUGAACAAGCACAUCUGGAGCAGGGGGAUCCGCAGUGUUCCAAGGCGCAUUCGUGUGCGCAUCGCACGCAAGAGGAACGAGGAGGAGGAUGCCAAAGAAGAGCUAUACUCAUUGGUUACGGUGGCCGAUAUCCCGGCCGAAGGCUUGAAAGGUUUGGGAACCGUGGUCGUGGACGAAGCUGAUUGAUUGCCCCCCCUUAACAAAUCUCUAUCAAUCAAACAGUUGCAUUUUAUGUUUGUUUCUCAAUGUUUAUCUACUCACUGUUUAAUUUGUCAUGUUUUUUGGCAAACUUUUGUGACUUGUGUUCUCGAGUUCUCGUCGUUGCACUAUAAAUUUAUUAGAUGAAAUAUAUAUUAAAUAA